Molecule: messenger RNA, 1279 nt
Organism: Gossypium raimondii (Peruvian cotton)
Lineage: Eukaryota; Viridiplantae; Streptophyta; Magnoliopsida; Malvales; Malvaceae
Product: ubiquitin-conjugating enzyme E2 32
Exons: 5
Coding region: 141-1067 (308 amino acids)
Source: RefSeq, a predicted model, not a curated record
CUUCUUCUCCUUCUUUUUCUCAAAUUCUUAUCCCUUUUUAUAGAGAGACACUCGAAACAAAAUUUUACGUAUUUAUAUACGGAGGUGAUAGCGGCGGCGCUGGUGGCGGUUGUACAAUCGGAAUUCAGAUCGGCGAUCUAAUGGCUGAAGACAAGUAUAACCUCAAGAAUCCGGCGGUGAAGAGGAUCUUACAAGAGGUUAAGGAAUUGCAAUCCAAUCCUUCCGAUGAUUUCAUGAGCCUACCACUCGAGGAGAAUAUAUUUGAAUGGCAAUUUGCAAUUAGGGGUCCAAGGGAUUCUGAAUUUGAAGGAGGGAUUUAUCAUGGAAGGAUUCAAUUGCCUGCUGAGUAUCCAUUUAAGCCCCCUUCAUUUAUGUUGCUCACCCCAAAUGGACGUUUUGAAACGCAGACUAAGAUUUGCUUGAGUAUAUCGAAUCACCACCCGGAGCAUUGGCAACCAUCUUGGAGUGUGCGGACUGCUCUAGUGGCAUUGAUUGCAUUCAUGCCCACCAGCCCAAACGGUGCGUUAGGUUCUCUAGAUUAUACUAAGGAAGAGCGGCGUACCCUUGCUGUCAAAUCUCGUGAAUCACCACCUAAAUACGGGAAUCCAGAACGUCAGAAACUUAUCGAUGAGAUACAUGAAUAUAUGUUAAGCAAGACUCCCAGUGUUCCUCAACAUAGUCCUUCAAAAUCCUCAGAAGAACACCCUACCGAAGCCAAAACUGAAGCCGAGGCAGAGGCCAAUCAGCAAGAUUCCGUUACUGUGGGUGCCGGGAAUCCCGGAAUCCCUAAUCCAACAUUAAAUGAAAGGGUUGUCGAAGAACCACCUGUGGCUCCCGCCAAUGCUUAUCCAUAUCCUGUUGCCAUGAGGCUAGUGAGAGAGAUCCCUGGUGAGGGACUAAGUAACCAACCACUACGAAGGCCGGAGAUAAGGGUUCAACGAUCCGUUGUUGAUGACCGCUUAUUUACGUGGGCUGCCGUCGGACUUACCAUUGCUAUUUUGGUUCUUUUGUUCAAGAAAUACAUCAAAUCUAGUGGACAUGGUGCUGUUUUCAUGGAUGGUUCAUAGUUCUAGCAACAUCAGCUCAAUAAGGAAGAAAGAAAUCUAUCAGUAUAUUUGUUUAAAUCUUAGCAUGGGAUUAAUUUGAAAGUAUAAUAUUCAGCUUUUUGUAAUUAAUGGUGUGUUUAAUCAAUCAAUUAUCUUAUGUAAGCAUGACCAAUACAAUUAUAAAUUUGGUUUUAAAAUGCAAUAUUAUAAAAAAGUAUAUAAUAAAUGUUAAA